UAUAAUUGUUCAGAGAGAGAGAUAUAUCGAUAUAUCACUCCCACUUUCUUUCAAUCUUUUUCUGAAUCGAUUAAGUAAUUAUUGUUUCAUAAUCGACAAUAAUAAUGCACCCUAUGGACCCAAAUGCCCCAAGGAGAAGAGGAUCUGGAGGAAUGACUACUCUAUUUGCUCAGUUGUUUGGUGUGUUAUCACUCAUUCUUUUGCUCAUAUGGCUUCUCCAUUUUCGUGGGAGCAUCGAAUAUGACUCACCAAAUCCAGCUCGAGUCUUCAAUGUUCAUCCAUUGCUUAUGUUUGGGUUUAUAUUCUUAUCUGGUCAAGCAAUGAUGGCGUUCAAGUCCGUACCAGCUCAGAAGCCUGUAAAAAAGUUCAUACACAUGCUAUUCCAUAUAAUCGCCAUAGUUAUGGGAAUUGUUGGGUUGUGUGCCGUUUUUAGAUAUCAUAACAUGAUAAACGUUGGCGAUAUGUAUAGUUUGCACUCCUGGAUUGGCUUGACUACCUUCUGUGUGUACUGCCUACAGUGGUUAGUGGGGUUCUUUGUGUUCAUGGUGGGUCGUUCGACUGCUACUAAGGACAGAAUGAUUGGGUGGCACGUGAUAGUUGGAAGAUCACUGCUAUUCAUGUCAAUAUGUACUGCUCUUACGGGCCUUAUGGAGAAAGCCCAAUUUCUUGGCCUUAAAUAUCAACACGAGUCACGUUUGGUCAACUUCCUUGGGCUCACAAUCUUACUCUUCGGUGUUUUCGUUGAUCUUUCUGUCGUUUAUGGCCGUUACGUUUAAGUAAUCAAGUAUUAUAUUUCCCAAAUUUGAUUUUUAUGUAUUAUAUCUUAAAUUUUUUUGGGUGUGAUUAUAUGUAUUGAUUGUCACAUUUACUUGGACGGUUUCAUGAUGUGAAUUUUAUUUCAAUUGUGAUUUUCGGCCUAAGAGGGCUCAAUAAUUAUUAAUGUAUUCAUAUUUUUAUCUA
Molecule: messenger RNA, 960 nt
Organism: Humulus lupulus (European hop)
Lineage: Eukaryota; Viridiplantae; Streptophyta; Magnoliopsida; Rosales; Cannabaceae
Product: probable transmembrane ascorbate ferrireductase 3
Exons: 4
Coding region: 105-776 (223 amino acids)
Molecular function (GO): oxidoreductase activity
Source: RefSeq, a predicted model, not a curated record